Molecule: messenger RNA, 1602 nt
Organism: Chroicocephalus ridibundus (black-headed gull)
Lineage: Eukaryota; Metazoa; Chordata; Aves; Charadriiformes; Laridae
Gene: NOAZFP
Product: zinc finger protein 330
Exons: 10
Coding region: 168-1133 (321 amino acids)
Cellular component (GO): nucleus
Molecular function (GO): zinc ion binding
Source: RefSeq, a predicted model, not a curated record
CGCAGGGCCGCGGGAGGCAGGUGGGCGCGGGGGGUGCUGAGGGGCGGCCCCGGCCCGGGCCCGGGCCACCCCCGCGGCUUCUCCGUCUGGGCAACCGACAGCGGUCGCUGGCUUCCUCAGAGAUAAGUGCCGAGAAACGCGGAGCGCGGCGGGACAGAUAGUGAAAAAUGCCUAAAAAGAAGACUGGUGCUCGUAAGAAAGCUGAGAACCGUCGUGAACGUGAAAAGCAGAUAAGGGCUUCAAGAGCCAACAUAGAUUUAGCCAAACAUCCUUGUAAUGCUUCAAUGGAAUGUGAUAAGUGCCAAAGACGACAGAAGAAUAGAGCUUUUUGCUACUUCUGUAACUCUGUUCAAAAAUUACCCAUUUGUGCACAAUGCGGAAAAACCAAGUGCAUGAUGAAGUCUUCAGACUGUGUUAUAAAACAUGCCGGUGUGUACAGUACUGGACUAGCAAUGGUGGGCGCAAUCUGUGAUUUCUGUGAAGCUUGGGUGUGUCACGGGAGGAAGUGUCUCAGCACGCACGCGUGUAUCUGCCCUCUCGCGGAUGCAGAAUGUAUUGAGUGUGAAAGAAGUGUCUGGGACCACGGAGGCAGAAUAUUCGCCUGCUCUUUUUGCCACAAUUUCCUCUGUGAAGAUGAUCAGUUUGAACAUCAAGCCAGCUGCCAAGUUUUGGAAGCAGAGACAUUUAAAUGUGUUUCCUGUAACAGGCUUGGGCAACAUUCGUGCCUGCGUUGUAAGGCUUGUUUUUGUGACGAUCAUGUGCGAAGUAAGGUUUUCAAGCAGGAAAAAGGAAAAGAGCCUCCCUGCCCUAAGUGUGGCCAUGAAACUCAGCAGACAAAGGAUCUGAGCAUGUCAACACGCUCUUUGAAGUUUGGCCGACAGACAGGAGGUGAAGAUGCAGAUGGAGCUUCUGGUUAUGAUGCCUACUGGAAGAACCUCUCCUCCAGCAAGGCUGGAGAUGCAGGUGACCGUGAGGAUGAAUAUGAUGAAUACGAAGCAGAAGAUGAUGAUGAAGAUGACAAUGACGAGGGAGGGAGGGAUUCCGAUACUGAGACAACAGAUGUAUUCAGCAAUUUGAAUUUAGGAAGGACGUAUGCUAGUGGGUAUGCACAUUAUGAGGAACCAGAAGAUUAAGCUUAGUGUGCUGGCAGGCUAAAAACACUUGGAAGGAGCCAAGCAGCGCUUCACUUGAGUUGUGUGCGUGCCAGUAGGAUAGCUCUAUCAGGUACUUAUAUAUCAAAGUUAGAAUAAAGAGUGUGGGACUUCUGCAGUAACUCCAGGUGAGAGGGUUUGUUUGGUUUUUUUUUUAAAGUAUCAACCAAUAUUGGGUUUGAGACUGGGGGAGAAAACAGGAAUAUUUUUGUUGCCCUAAGCAACUACAGUGGUUUUGUCCUUGAGUUACUAAGUAUAAUGGUUCAAUGCCAUUUCCCCCUAUUAAUACGAGAAUAUAGAAGGGCUGUACAACUUGUUUCCAUUUGCUCGUCAAAAAUUAUUUUUUACAAUAAUUUUUUUAACUGAUUUCAUAAAAUUAAUGUAGUGGUGGGUUGGUGACUGCAUUUUUUUUUGUUCUUCACAAUAAAAGUAAACUGCAUUCUCUAAUGAA